Messenger RNA from Cucurbita maxima (winter squash), 1269 nucleotides. Its product is annotated as ethylene-responsive transcription factor-like protein At4g13040. The record is from RefSeq and is a predicted model, not a curated record. Gene Ontology annotation, biological process: regulation of DNA-templated transcription. The transcript is spliced from 7 exons. Bases 197 to 799 code for a protein of 200 amino acids. Gene Ontology annotation, molecular function: DNA-binding transcription factor activity; DNA binding. Lineage: Eukaryota; Viridiplantae; Streptophyta; Magnoliopsida; Cucurbitales; Cucurbitaceae.
UCUCGCUCUAUAUAUAUAUAUCCAUUGUAAAGUUCAACGGCCAUUGUAAAUGCUCACCACCUUCCCUUCUCUUCAUAAUCUCAAUCCCCUCUUUAAAAUUUUUCAAUCGUUCUUCUCCACCGCCUCCGCUCAGAUGUGAGGUGAUCCAGGAAAAACAACCAAACAAUACCACUUGAUAACAAGAUUGAAGCCAAUUAUGGUGAGCCUAAGAAGGCGAAAACUCCUGGGACUUUGCACUGGCAAAGGCUCAUUUGUUGCUCCGGUUUCAAAAUUUUCUGAGGAUUUGACUACUGAAGAUCACGUGUACGGUACGGAUUUCAUUAGUGUUCAUCCCGUCUGCUCAGACAAAGUGAACAAGAUAAAAGAGAAUCCAGUUGCACGUAUAGAGCCUGAACCGUCAGGGGUAUCUGUUUUGGAUACAUCAAAAGAGAAAAAUGACGAGCCAGUUGCAGACCCGCCCGUCAAGCGCCGAAAGAGACACAGGAGAAAGCAGUUUUUGGACGAACCGUUCUUAAUGAGAGGUGUUUAUUUCAAGAACAUGAAAUGGCAAGCCGCUAUAAAGGUUGACAAGAAACAGAUACAUUUGGGAACUGUCGGAUCACAAGAAGAAGCUGCUCAUUUGUAUGACAGAGCUGCUUUCAUGUGUGGAAGGGAACCCAACUUUGAUCUCCCUGAGGCGGAGAAGCAAGAAUUGAGACGGUUUAAUUGGGACGAGUUUUUAGCCAUGACCCGUCGUGCGAUUACGAAUAGAAAACAGAAGAGGCUCAGCCCAGAAUCAAAGAAGUCCGAACAACUUUAACAGAAAACACUACAAGUUCAUUGAAGUUCAAGAUCGGACCUAUAGUUUUGAAUUUUUUGUUCAAAUGCUCGUGGGGUUAGGCAAAGCAACCUCCUACAAGUUUUGGAUGUACAUAAUUUUAGUGGUUUUAGGCAAAUUCAUGAGACUCUGAGCUGAUGAAAGAACGAUGUACGGUGAUAACCUAUUCGAGUGGGUCCUUUUUGAAUCUACUUGAUGAUACUUCAAGUCUCGAGAUGCCACCUAUGACAAGUUCGAGUUACUUUAAAGCUCAGAAUCCAUGGCUUCAGCUAUCGCUUGCUGCAGUGAUGAUCUCACACAAUCAUGGAACCUGGUUCUCAUGAAGGAAGAAGGUGCCAUUGUUAGCCAUCUUAUGUUCAUAGUUUAUUGCCUUUGUUACUGGUAUCCCACAAUAAUUUAACAUUUUAUUUUGGGAAAUAAAAGUUGGCAAACUAAAUGCCGAGAAAUUCUUU